Macrosiphum euphorbiae (potato aphid) is the source of this 1122-nucleotide messenger RNA. The record is from the annotation of a GenBank genome assembly. NCBI's taxonomy places the organism in Eukaryota, Metazoa, Arthropoda, Insecta, Hemiptera, Aphididae.
AUGAAUGCCAUCCGAUUGUGUUUCACCGCCACCGUGGCGUUUCUCGUUGUCGCGAUCGGCGGCAGAGUCGCGUCCUCCACGAAUAAUACCGUGGAGGUCAGGAAGUGUUGCCCGGUGGGUCGGAUGUACGAUCCGGAAGCGCGGUUCUGCAGACCGGUCGGGAUGGACGUUGACGAGUACCAGGAGAGGUUGAUGAAUCGACUGCGGCGCGGAUUCAGGGUGGCAGCCGAUGAGACGUUGGAGAUGUUCCAUUACAGUCAGUUAUAUUGGACCGACGAGGAAGACGUGCUGGUCGACGUGCCCGCCGAGGAGAUGCCUGGGCUGAUGGAGGCGAACCGGUCGCUCAUUGAGUUGUCGUCGGGCUACUGCUUCGAUCUGACGCCGUCCGAUGAGCUGGUGGCCCGGACGUGCCGGCCACGCGACCAGUAUUGCGGCCGGGGCAAGUACACAUGCGUCAACAAAUGCUGCGAUAACGGAGAUAUAAUGGUCUACGACCCCAACUUGGGAAAAUUGAGGUGCGAAGAAAGCGAGAUGCCGUUCAAGUUUUCCGCCUAUGAAACAGACGCAGGCGGAAGUCCGGCUGGCCUGUCGAACAAGACGGUGCUACCGUUGAACUGGGACAAAUCCUCGUGUACUGCUUUGAAUAUGAUAAUCAGCAGGCUCACGUUGACCACUGAUGGCAACCUUUUCCUUAUCCACGAAGGCGUCAAAUGGAUCAUACCGGAAACGAAGUACUGCUUGGACUAUUACGCCAAGGACGGGACACUGGAGGCCGCCGAUCUGAUGGCGUUGGUGUGCUCAGAGGCCAAACCACCGGUCAGUUUCCUCUUUUGGGUUAAAACCCUGUCUGUCGUGUGCCUGGUGCUCACGCUGAUCGUGUACGCCACACUACCUUACCUCCGGAAUACCCACGGCUACUACGUCAUGUUCUACAUGGCCUGCCACCUCGUGUACUUGGUCUGCAUAAUGAUCUAUUCGUUAUUGGUACAGGAAGACAGAAAAAACACGUUGUGCAUUCCAAUCGGUUAUUUUAUGUUUAUUUGCAACUCUGACAACAUGUGCUGGUUGAACGUAAUAUGCUUCGAUAUUUACUGUAUGUUAAGGUAUGAAAUCGCUACAUGA